UCCUUCCGCCCCUAUAAAUGGCAGGCCUAUUCAUGGGUCCGAGACACAGGAAAAAUUUUGUCUUGAUCUGUGUUCUCUGAGAGAAGAAAAUGUCUUGCUGCGGAGGGAACUGCGGGUGCGGAGAUGGCUGCAAGUGUGGCAGCGCAUGCGGAGGAUGCAAGAUGUACCCCGACAUGGCUGAGGAAAAGAGCACCACCACUCAAACCAUGAUCAUGGGGGUUGCACCCCAGAAGGGGCACUCUGAAGGGUUCGAGGUGACUGCUGGAUCCGAGAACGGUGGCUGCAAGUGUGGAACCAACUGCACCUGCGAUCCCUGCAACUGCAAAUGAGACACAGAGGCCUCAAGAGAGAGAGAGAGAGGAAGGGAAUGAAUACUGCUGUUGUUUGUAGUUCUAUGUGGUGUGUGUAGUUUGUGUCUGGAGUUAGAAUAGUGUCUUAGUGCUAAAAAUAAGCGGCCAUGGCUCCGACUAACCCUCCUCUGGUGGAGUUGUUGCUGCCAUGGCCGAGAAAGAAGGGACCUCUCUCUUGUCUGCUUCUCUCGUUGUUCGUCCUGUGCCUGGGUGUGCUGCUAUCUAUGGUGUGUUUGCUUUACCAUGUGAAAAAGAAGACAGCUUUUUAGUAAAAGUAGACCCUAUCCCUGUUCUCUGCGGUGAA
Molecule: messenger RNA, 654 nt
Organism: Elaeis guineensis (African oil palm)
Lineage: Eukaryota; Viridiplantae; Streptophyta; Magnoliopsida; Arecales; Arecaceae
Product: metallothionein-like protein type 2
Molecular function (GO): metal ion binding
Source: RefSeq, a predicted model, not a curated record